This is a messenger RNA of Carica papaya (papaya), 1916 nucleotides long. The record is from RefSeq and is a predicted model, not a curated record. NCBI's taxonomy places the organism in Eukaryota, Viridiplantae, Streptophyta, Magnoliopsida, Brassicales, Caricaceae.
CUUUCUACUUCCUAAAACCCUCGAGGGAGGAAACCAGGAGUAACCCCUAAAACCCCCCCUAACGAAUUCCACUUGCGCCUCGUUCAGUAUUCACUUUCUACAGGUCGCGGUUGCCACUCUCCCUUGGAGAAUCAAUGGCUUCUGUAGCUCUGAGAAACCCUAAUUCUAAGCGACUGCUGCCAUAUUCUUCCCAACUUCACUGGUGCUGCAGGGGUUCAGUCUCGAGUCAUUUUUCAAUCGUUGAAUCUAUCUCGGGCAAUGACCGGACGUCUGCUUCCUCCACUUCUUGGUGGAGAUCCAUGGCCACUUUCACUCGAACAAAACCCCAUGUUAAUGUUGGAACAAUUGGACAUGUUGAUCAUGGGAAGACAACACUGACUGCAGCAAUUACGAAGGUGCUAGCAGAAGAGGGUAAAGCUAAGGCCAUUGCUUUCGAUGAGAUCGACAAGGCUCCUGAAGAGAAGAAGAGAGGAAUUACUAUUGCAACGGCUCAUGUGGAGUAUGAGACUGUUAAGCGUCAUUACGCACAUGUAGACUGCCCAGGACAUGCAGAUUAUGUCAAAAACAUGAUUACUGGAGCUGCACAAAUGGAUGGUGGUAUCUUGGUCGUGUCUGCUCCCGAUGGACCUAUGCCACAGACUAAGGAGCAUAUUUUGCUUGCACGCCAGGUUGGUGUGCCAUCACUUGUGUGCUUUCUUAAUAAAGUGGAUGCUGUGGAUGAUCCAGAGUUGUUGGAGCUUGUAGAAAUGGAGCUCCGGGGUAUGUUGGCUUUUGUGGCCAUUAUGUUGAUGGAAUGUAGUUUCAUUACACAUCCUCAUAUACUUUCUGUCUUGAAGGGACGUGGGACUGUUGCAACCGGUCGUGUUGAGCAAGGGACCAUUAAAGUUGGUGAAGAAGUUGAAAUUUUGGGAUUAAUGCAGGGUACCCCUCUGAAAACUACUGUUACCGGUGUUGAGAUGUUCAAGAAAAUCUUAGAUCAGGGACAAGCUGGUGACAAUGUGGGUCUUCUUUUACGUGGCCUAAAACGAGAAGAUGUUCAACGAGGAAUGGUGAUUGCCAAGCCUGGAUCUGUUAAAACAUAUAAGAGGUUUGAAGCAGAAAUAUAUGUUCUCACAAAGGAUGAAGGUGGGCGCCAUACUGCUUUCUUCUCAAACUACAGACCUCAGUUCUACAUGAGGACAGCAGAUGUCACUGGCAAAGUGGAAUUGCCAGAAAAUGUAAAGAUGGUUAUGCCUGGUGACAAUGUGACUGCAGUUUUUGAAUUAAUCUCAUCAGUGCCUCUUGAAGCAGGUCAAAGAUUUGCUUUGAGGGAGGGAGGUAGAACUGUGGGUGCAGGUGUGGUAUCAAAGGUAAUUAGCUGAGAUGCUGUUUUUUGGUCGUCCAAAUCCUUUCCAUCUGUUGGUUGGAAAGGGGGUUGGUAGCGAGACUUGAUGCCUGAUCUCAGUAGAAAUGAAUACCGAUUGGAAUGCCUUACAUAAUUGCAAUCUGCCCUUAACUUAAUGCUUGUUCUAGGAAUUAUAAGAAAAUUUUAGAGAUCACGAAUUGAGGAGAAUUAGAGAGGAAGUUUGUCUUCUGUUUUCAUUUCACGGUGCAGAACCAAGCAAUAUGGCCUUGAUUGUUUUGAUCCUUUUUUUUUCUCAUCUUCAUUAGUUAAAUAAUAUUCCUUUCAAGUAGUGCCAAUGCUGGACCAAAACACGUUGCAGCAAGCAUAGGGGCUGCAGGAUUAUUUGUUGCUUUUCUGGAAGCUGUAAUGGUUAUAAAUUUUGGCAGGAAACUUCUGAAUUUGCCGGCCAAACUGGUCUGCUUUUUCACUAGGAUCAAGCAGUGAAUACAUAUAUUUAUCUCCUGAUGGAUUGUCUCAUGCAGAUGGAAAAGCUAAUUAGUCAACUUUUACAAUGAACAUAUGAAUUUUGCCA